AUGCGUGCUGGGAAAAAUAAGCAAGGAGUAAGAACGAAGAAUGGAGAUAUAUCCAAAGGAAUAAGUGACAUGGAAAUACUUGUCAAAGAGAGGAAAUUGUACUUGCAGAAGGAAUACAAGAUUCUCACUGAACAUAUGAACACAUACAUGGGAACAGUGGAGCAUUUCCUGCAGGAAAAUAAAUUCCUAGAAAAGGAAGCCAAACAGAAUCAGGAAGAGAGCAAAGCUUACCUCUCUUACAUAACAAAACACAGCCAGAAGUGCCAGAAUCUGAUAAUAACAUUAAAUGACCAGAAUAACGCUGAUCUGUCCCAAGUCAGGAUGCAGAAAGAGAAGCUAAUCUCACAGUAUACAGAAAAAGAGAAAGAGGUAAGGAGCUCUCUGAUGAAUAUGGAGACAAAGUACUCUCUUAUGAACAAGGAAGUUGAAGACCUGCAGCCUUUCAAAAAUGCAUCUGUUCAGCUGGAACAGAUGAAAAAGAUUAAAGAGCUGGAGAAGGAAUUGUUGGUCACAAAGAUACAGCAUUCAGAUGAAAUGCACAAAAUCAAGAGCAGAUUUCUGCAGGCCAAGGCUGACUGUGAAAUGGACUUUCAUCAGAAGAUCUGGGUUCUCACCAAGAGAGCAGAAGAAGCAGCGAUACAAUCUCUAAUUCAGCAUAUCAAACAAGUAAAAGCAGAGAAUUGGCAUCUGCGCCAGGAAUUGCUCAGACUCAUCCAAUACUCAAAAAUCCUUAAAGAAACCAAAGUGCAACUGAGAGAGCAGCAGCAGCAGCUUCUUCGGGAGAAUGAAUACACUCAGGACAUGGUACACAUGCGCCACUGGUUACACCAGCAUGUGGCGCACAAUGCAAAUGGCAAAACCUACAGCUCUCACAGCUCGUUCAGAUGUGUCCAUUAA
Molecule: messenger RNA, 897 nt
Organism: Phaethon lepturus (White-tailed tropicbird)
Lineage: Eukaryota; Metazoa; Chordata; Aves; Phaethontiformes; Phaethontidae
Gene: CCDC166
Product: coiled-coil domain containing 166
Exons: 1
Coding region: 1-897 (298 amino acids)
Source: RefSeq, a predicted model, not a curated record